GGGCCGAGCUAUGCUUCUUUCGAGGCUUCUGACGAGCUCCUCGGCCCUGUUUGUCUUGCUCAGCCGUCUGAGCCAACUCGGCUUGAAGGUACUCGAAGCUGAUAACAUAAAGCAUUGUCCUCGGUACCGGAUGACCCCGCGCUUUGUGAGGGAGGUGAACAAUGACUCGCGACGGGAUGGCGAAGCGAGCUUCGAGGCUUGCACAAUGAGCGACCAAUGGGGCUGCGCACACUCGGUGUUGAUUCGUGGUCACUAACGCAGUCAGCCGAGUCCUCCAGCACACAUUAGCCACCAAACACGAAGUUCUUCUGUUCAUAAACUCAGGUCGUUAACGUUCGGGCCACGAGCCGCGGACGGCCGCUUCGCUGCGUUUGUGACGGUAGUGGGCGGCUCCGGUCCCCAGAGACCUGCGGCCAACCCGGCAGCUGACGGGAGGGCAAGUGUGUUCCUUUUCC
Chaetomium fimeti is the source of this 455-nucleotide messenger RNA. RefSeq lists its product as uncharacterized. The record is from RefSeq and is a predicted model, not a curated record. Lineage: Eukaryota; Fungi; Ascomycota; Sordariomycetes; Sordariales; Chaetomiaceae. The transcript has a single exon. The coding region runs from base 11 to 256 and encodes 81 amino acids.